Molecule: messenger RNA, 453 nt
Organism: Symbiodinium pilosum
Lineage: Eukaryota; Dinophyceae; Suessiales; Symbiodiniaceae
Source: the annotation of a GenBank genome assembly
AUGGAGUCGAUCACGUUACCGCCCGACUGCAGCUGCCCGAUCACGCAGGACUUGAUGGCGGACCCCGUUGUGGCUGCCGAUGGCAAAAGCUACGAGAGACGAGCCAUUGAGCAGUGGCUCCAAAGUCACUCCACCAGCCCCCUCACGAACUUGCCGUUGGAAAAUGACGCCCUCAUCCCCAACACUGCCUUGAAGAGUGUGAUCCAGGAGUUUGUCAGCAAGCUCCCAGAGGCACAGCGCCGUGAGCAGGAGAUGCGAUGGCAGCGCCAAGACGAGAUGCCAUGGAGCCGUGGGCUUCCUCGCGAACAACCUGCUUCACAGCCGAGGGCACCAUGGGACAUUCGCUUGUCUGACAGGGAGAUGGAGGAAGGCGGCCCCGCCCUUCUCCUGCUGACGAUGAGCCGCCGCCUAGUUGCGUUGCAUGCCGCCUUGCGAGAAGCAUCGCAAGCGUGA